Messenger RNA from Pseudomassariella vexata, 598 nucleotides. RefSeq names its product ubiquitin-conjugating enzyme E2 35. The transcript has 4 exons. NCBI's taxonomy places the organism in Eukaryota, Fungi, Ascomycota, Sordariomycetes, Amphisphaeriales, Pseudomassariaceae. Bases 137 to 592 code for a protein of 151 amino acids. The record is from RefSeq and is a predicted model, not a curated record.
CCCAAGUCAAGAACUUCAGAUCAGCUGCUUCCUUGAACUUCAUCACUUCCCAAGGUGGUCGUCUCUUCCCUAGCCGAGCUUCGUAAGCAAAAAACCAUUCACCUCAAGCUUGGCUCGCACUCCACGACAAAACACGAUGGCGUUGCCCAAAAGGAUUGUGAAGGAGACGGAGCGUCUUAUGACGGAACCCGUUCCCGGUAUUAGUGCCGUACCCCACGAGGAUAACCUGCGAUACUUCGACGUUGAGAUUCACGGCCCUAGUGGUUCGCCGUAUGAGGGCGGCGUCUUCAAACUCGAGCUCUUCCUGACGGACGACUACCCGAUGGUCCCCCCGAAAAUCCGCUUCCUUACCAAGAUCUACCACCCUAACGUCGACAAGCUUGGUCGCAUUUGCCUUGAUGUCCUGAAGAACAACUGGUCUCCAGCUCUUCAGAUCCGAACAAUCCUGCUCUCGAUCCAGGCACUAUUAGGCGCUCCCAAUCCCGACGACCCGCUUGCUGCCGACGUUGCAAAGAGCUGGAAAGAAGACGAGAACAAGGCUAUCGCCACGGCCAAGGAGUGGACCAAGAACUUCGCUACGCCCAAAUCUUAGAUGGAU